CAUUCGGUCUCCACUCAGUGACUCUAUAUGCAGCAGAUCUGUCACGCGUUCAUCAUACCUUGCUUGCUUCUCGCACGUAUUACUUCCUUGUUACGAUAAUAACAUCAAAAUACUAAUAAAGUAUGGCUAACUACAUUCACGUACCCGAAGAGGCUCCAGCCGUGCCCAAAAUAGACGUGAUAGUUGAGGAGAGUGACUACAGAACCGGCGCCCUGAAAUUGGUCAAGGAGCUGAGACCGAACUGGAAACCCUCCGAGGUCAAAAUAAAGUUCUUUACUGAUGGCAUCACUAAUAAGCUUCUGGGCUGCUACGUGGGCGCCGCCAUGCAAGACGUGGUGCUGGUUCGUAUCUACGGUAACAAGACGGAGCUUUUGAUCGACCGAGAGAACGAGGUGAAGAGUUUCCGGGUGCUCCACGCGCACCGCUGCGCCCCGCGUCUCUACUGCACCUUCAACAACGGCUUGUGCUACGAGUUCCUCGAAGGCGCCGCUCUGGAGCCCGAGCACAUCCGUAGCCAGCCUGUAUUCAGGCUGAUUGCCAGACAGCUCGCCAAAUAUCACGCUAUCCACGCCCACAACGGCUGGGUGCCCCAGUCGGACUUGUGGCUGAAGAUGGGCAAAUAUUUCUCUCUCAUCCCAAAGUACUUCACGGAGCCGGAGAAGAAUGCGAGGUUGAAGACGGAGGUGCCCAGUCCGCAUUGCCUCCGAGACGAGCUGGUGUGGCUGCAGCAGAGCUUGUCGGUGCUGGGCUCGCCCGUGGUCCUGUGCCACAACGACCUGCUGUGCAAGAACAUUAUCUACAACCAGCAGGCCGGCAACGUAAAGUUCAUCGACUACGAGUACGCCGGCUACAAUUACCAAGCCUUCGACAUUGGGAAUCAUUUCAAUGAGUUUGCCGGCUUGAACGAAGUGGAUUAUAGCCACUACCCGGCGAGACCUUUCCAGCUGCAAUGGCUGCGCUCGUACCUGGAAGCCUACAAGGAGCACAAAGGUCUGAACGACCAGGUGACAGACAGAGAAGUGGAGACGCUUUACGUGCAAGUCAACCGCUUCGCCCUGGCAUCACAUUUCUUCUGGGCUCUUUGGGCUUUGAUUCAAGCCAAAUUCUCCACCAUUGACUUUGACUUCUUGGAAUAUGCAGUGCUGCGCUUCAACCAGUACUUCAAGAUGAAACCCGAGGUAGCCGUGUUGAGCCUACCCGAAUAAAAAAAACACGCCCCCACACACCCCGCCCCUCGCCCAAUCCCUCUUGUUCCUUCCGCGCUUCCUCCAGGCCCUGCUCAGUGCCUCUCUUACAACGAGCCUAGAGCGCCCUCUAUGGGCGCACGCUGGUAAGACUUUUGCGUUCAGUGCCUGGUUGCGAGGGUGGCGCGUCAAUCUCAACGGGUUACGGGAGCUAGCUCACGCGCGAUUGGAAAACCCGUUGGAAUGUGAAGCGGAUGUGCGUUGAAGUGCACACUAGAUAAGGAAGGGGAGCUAAAAAUGUAAAAUUACUACUAUGAAAAUGCUGCAAGAAAUACCUGCCGGCUUUUUUUUUCUUUUGAAACCCUUAUUUUCGGGCCAGCAUCGUUUCUGACGUGCCCGGAAUUGCCAUCCAGUCAUCCUUCGUGUAUGCUAAGGGUCAAAACGAGUCGGCCGGGUUUUGCAUUCCGUGUUCAUUGAAAUGGGAGCAAUCAGAUGAGACCAAAACUGCUUUAGUGGUAGCGAUCGAGAAAAGCGCGACGUCAUCGGUGAGACAAAAUGGCUGCCAUUGACACACGGACCAACUGACAGAAAGCAUUUGAAGGAGAAGCUUGUUGUUACUUUGCCACAAGCCAAAGGGAGGCUUCUUAAAACUAGA
Messenger RNA from Syngnathus acus (greater pipefish), 1839 nucleotides. It is a transcript of the gene etnk1, whose product is annotated as ethanolamine kinase 1. Gene Ontology annotation, molecular function: ethanolamine kinase activity. Gene Ontology annotation, cellular component: cytoplasm. The record is from RefSeq and is a predicted model, not a curated record. Lineage: Eukaryota; Metazoa; Chordata; Actinopteri; Syngnathiformes; Syngnathidae. The coding region runs from base 123 to 1205 and encodes 360 amino acids. Gene Ontology annotation, biological process: phosphatidylethanolamine biosynthetic process. The transcript is spliced from 8 exons.